This is a messenger RNA of Conger conger (European conger), 958 nucleotides long. RefSeq lists its product as uncharacterized. The transcript has 6 exons. The record is from RefSeq and is a predicted model, not a curated record. Lineage: Eukaryota; Metazoa; Chordata; Actinopteri; Anguilliformes; Congridae. The coding region runs from base 59 to 661 and encodes 200 amino acids.
AUAAGACAGGAGGGUGCUGAUACCAUUGGAAGAUUCUCUAGCAACCUCUCCACUCAUCAUGGAUGUGCUUACUGUGGCCGCUCUCCUCAGCCUCCUCUCUGUGAGCGCAGCUAAACCCCUGGAGUGUGAAGAUCUCAUUCAACCCUUACCCCUGAAUGAAAUUCAAGCAAAGAUAUCAGGGCAAUGGAUCUACACUGAAGCAAGAACAAAUCAUCAGCCAUACACUGAUUUAUUGAAAACAUUGAACAGCUCAUUGAUGGAUAUUGUGCUGUCACCACAAAAUGGCACUGCUGUCAUCAAACAGAGACACAUGUUGAGUGGAAAGUGUCAUUAUCAUCUCAUUAAUUUGAAUACGUCAAAUAACACCAUUCAUCGUUUACAUGCAAAUGGCACUACGACUAUUACCGUCCUGCCUUCCUGUUCUGACUGUCUUGUACUGAACUUCAUCAUUGUGGACGGCAAGAACAUCAUCAAAACACUCAAACUCUAUGGUAAAACAAGAAGGUUAAGUCCUUCUGACUUGGAGAUGUACCAGAAACAAGCAGAGUGUCUGGGGUUGCCAGCGCCAAGCUUCAAAGAUGAUGAAAAGCAAGAUUUAUGUCCUGAUGAAGAAAAACCCGCAAGCACAGAAGAGGGAGGGAGAGAAAAAAGUGGUCAUUGAGUGACAUAUUUGGAGAUAGAUGUCACACCCCAUGGCAUAUUAUUAUUGUACAUUAGAUUAUUAUAAUUUUGUUUGCUAUUUGCAUCACACAUGAUAAUACUCAUGGAAUAGAAUAGGACAAAUUUUCAAAUGCAGCCCACGUGUGUAAGAAUGAUUCUGUAAUUGGAUGAAUCCUAAUAAAUGAUUAACUACGAAUCCCUCAUUUUUGCUGCAUAUCGAAUGAAUUAGGAUUUUAUUGCCACUGAAGAGAACAUAAUGCCACUCAGAGUGACAAAAUAAAGCCAUACAAAAACACAA